Molecule: messenger RNA, 639 nt
Organism: Phytophthora nicotianae INRA-310
Lineage: Eukaryota; Oomycota; Peronosporomycetes; Peronosporales; Peronosporaceae
Product: serine/threonine protein kinase
Exons: 2
Coding region: 1-639 (212 amino acids)
Biological process (GO): protein phosphorylation
Molecular function (GO): ATP binding; protein kinase activity
Source: RefSeq, a predicted model, not a curated record
AUGUUCGUACUACAUGAUCGCUAUCGCGUUGUCCGUGAAAUCAGUUUGACUAUCUACGGAUGGAUCUAUGUCUGUGAAGACAUGCGUGGCGAAUCGGGAUGUGCACCUGAAAGCACCACCAUAUCGUCUGUUAUCAUCAAACAAGUUUCUCUGGGGCGUAUGGCGAGCUUUAUGCAAGAUUGUCCAGACGACGGACACGUACCGGACAACGCCCUUGCUGAGAAAGAAGCAUGCUCCGGCGCGUUAACUGUGUUUUCUCAAGUGGCAACGGGUCUAGCAUUCCUUCACCAACACGGCAUCGCGCACCGCGACAUCUCUCUUGAAAACAUUAUGCUACAUCGUGGAAGGUGCAAACUUGGUGACUUGGGUCUGGCCACACGUGCACUUCGAAUUUGCGGUCGCCAUGCUGGGAAGAAAUACUACAUGGCACCCGAGGUUGUGGCUGGUGAUACUUUCAAGCAGAUAGGUGUGGCUGCAAUUCUGCACGAGUGGGGUAUGGCAAGGCCUGGGUCGUACAAUACUAUACACUUGUUGUCAGGCAUGCUGGAGAUUGAUCCUCAGAAGCGGAUAACAGUAGCACAAGCAAUGGGGCAUCCAGCCUUGAGCGAGACGUUUGAGAACGAUAUCGAGAAAACAUGA